Molecule: messenger RNA, 1653 nt
Organism: Malassezia restricta
Lineage: Eukaryota; Fungi; Basidiomycota; Malasseziomycetes; Malasseziales; Malasseziaceae
Product: phosphatidylinositol glycan, class T
Exons: 1
Coding region: 1-1653 (550 amino acids)
Biological process (GO): attachment of GPI anchor to protein
Cellular component (GO): GPI-anchor transamidase complex
Source: RefSeq, a predicted model, not a curated record
AUGCGCCGACUCUUUGCAUAUCUUGUGCUGGUAGCAGACGUGUUACUGACAUCCGUCUUGGGUGUAGAGUCAUUCAAUGAAACACUUACGCUACGGCCCCUUGUUGGUGGCCGCGUACAUGCCGCAUUUACCUUCGAAUUGGCUAGCGAUGCAUCAUCCAUUCAUCACUUUAGUCUGCUUCCUAGACCCUUGCUCCAGCCUGUCGCAUCACUGGGCGUCCAGGAGCUCCGACUGGCGAUGAACAAGGGGCGUUGGAUGUAUGAAGAGUGGGGCUCUCCAGCUCCUGGCACGCUGGGGGAUGAUGGCGUGGCCAGUGGUGCUGAGGUUUGGGCCUCUAUAAACAAUGAUACCGAGAUGUGGCCGCGCUGGCGUGUGCUUACAUCGGCUCUGGCUUCCGUUUCAUGUGCAUCACUCGAUGGCAUCGACGAAACGACCACCAUCAUGCCCAACUACCCGUACUUUGGCACAAACAGUCCCGUGGUGCACGCAUAUUUGACGUCGGAAAGUGUGUGUACUGAAAACAUUUCCCCGCUCCUCAAACUCCUUCCAUGCAAGAGUGGUGCUGGCUUAGCAAGUCUAAUCAAACCGCAUUCUAUCCUUCAAGCCGAGUUUCACGGUGUGUCGCUUCAUGUACGUCAAAUCAACAGUGUAUGGCAUGUUACUAUACGUGUCCAUGUUGUGAAACGACCAUCACAGAGGCAAGAUACACAAUGGACAAUGCAUGACCUAUUUUCUGCACAUUUAGAGAAGACGUGCCCUGUUUCGACAUCUAGCCAAGUCCACGUCAGGAGUUCAACGGUGCCUGAGCCUGCCGUGCAAAGUGACGAGUCACUGCGCGAGGAGCAAGAGUGGACAUGGGACGACGAAGAAGAUGAAAAGCCGCUACCUUAUACGGUGCCCAUGUCCACUUACACAUAUGAUACGCGUGCUUAUCGUGACAAAGGCUUGAACGUGGCGUUCGUGUCUAAUGCUACGAGUCCUCUACUUCGGCCGCCGCCACUCCGUGCAUCCCGACAAGUGCUUGGUCAUGGCCAAGAAGACAACAAGGUACACCUUACAUUGCGGAAUGAUAUGCCUGCUGAAACGGUGCAUGUGAUGUACUACGAGCACCUUCCACCUACGGUGCUUCCGCUUCUGCACACACUGCAUAGUGACGCUCAGGUGGACGAUUACGAUGAAGCAGAUGACAUGGUACGGUUUAGAGACGAUGUGACUGAGCCCUUUGUCGUAAAUGCCACAUACAAGCCACCUAAAGUGCGCAAAAUUAUGGGAUUUAUGGAGCUCGAGCUUCGUGUUCCUGCCGCGAGUACACUGACUGUGACGUACACACUCAAGAAACACAUGCUGCAUUAUGACGAGCACAUUCCAGAUCCACAUCGGGGAAUGGACUUGCCGCCGGCCAUGUUUACGCCGCUUGGCGCGCACGGCACAUUAUGGUCUCAAGAGCAUAGGCACCUGCCUGUGUAUCAUGUGCAAGCGCCGCAUCUCUACACGACGCCCGGGCUUAUCGACAUGGUCUUACCCGAUUUUUCCAUGCCAUACAAUGUGAUUUUGUUCUACUCUACAUUCGUGGCCCUAUUUUUUGGUACGAUGCUGAAUCAUUUAUUGCGGCGAUACCGAGAUGUAUACGUUAAAUCUCGUAUGACUCAGUAA